AUGUCCCCUAUAUCCGAGAAGUCGAUCCCUGUCGAUCAAGAGACAGCUCCAGUAACAUCAGCUGGGCAGCUCGCAGCCACCAACAACCAGCUCGGUGGUAUGCGUCCUGUGCCAUCGCGCGAGCCCAGCAAGAUCGAGCGAAUACAAUCUAGAUUGUCCGGGACGGCGACACAUGGCGGUAUUCGGACGAGGGACUUUGGGUUCCUGCCUAUACCAAAGAAUAGGCGGUAUGACCCUUCGAUGAAGCCGGAGGAGUGCUUUCCUUGGACACUGAGGACGAAUUUUGUGUUUGCGGUGUGCUCGACUGUAUCUGUAGCAAAUCUGUACUAUUCUCAACCCAUGCUUGUAGCAAUAGCAAAAGACUUCGAUGUAGACUACAACGCCGUCGCGCAAAUCUCCACCCUCGUGCAGGCGGGGUACGGGUGCGGUAUCCUCCUCGUCUCGCCUCUCGGCGAUCUCGUACGGCGGCGACAGAUGUGCAUGCUGCUCAUGUUGACGGCGUCGUUGCUGAGUAUUGGAUGUGCGCUGGCGAGUAGUGUGAAGAUGCUGGUGGGGUUCAGCUUCUUAGUCGGCUUCGUCACGGUGACUCCUCAAAUCUGUAUCCCUUGGACGGCCGAUCUCGCGCCUAGCAACAUCCGAGCCAAGUCAAUGAGUAUCACCCUCUCCGGCCUCAUUGUGGGCCUGGUGAUGGGUCGGGUAUUGGCGGGGAUCAUCUCGAAUUUCUCAAGCUGGCGGAAUGUGUUCUGGAUGGCUGUAGCCUUACAGAGCUGCGCAUUCGGUAUCGAGUACCUCAUGUUCCCGGAUACCCCAGAUAAGGGGCUAAAUAUCUCAUAUCCCCAAGUCAUCUGGUCAAUGGCCACCUACUAUGUCAAGUACCCUACCUUAACACAAGCUGGGAUCUGCUUCUUCUUGAACAGCGCCGUCUUUGCCGGAUACUGGACCACCCAGACAUUCCUCCUCACCGACACAUACGGCUACAACACCCUCCAAAUAGGCCUCCUCGGUCUCCUGGGCCUCAUCGGCGCCCUCCUCGCGCCUCAAUGGGGCAAGCUCGUCGACCGCGUCGUGCCCUGGCUGGGCCAACUCAUGGGUCUCUCUCUUGGUUUCUCAGGCAUGAUCAUCGCCUUCGCAGGUGCAGAACGGAACGUCGCUGCGAUAGCGGUAUCAAUCCUGCUGUAUGACUGCGGGAUGCAGCUGUGGCAGGUCAGCAGCUCGUACAGGGUGGCAGGGAUCGAUCCACAGGCUCGAGCGAGGCUCAAUGGGUGUUCGCUGCUCUGUAUUUUUGCGGGACAAACAUCUGGAACAGCUAUCUUCACACACAUCUACACUGCGAAAGGCUGGCAGACCACUGGGGGCGUCAUGCUCGCUUUCGUAGGCACGAGUAUCCUGGUACUUCUCGUUCGUGGACCACAUGAGACGGGAUGGGUAGGGUGGAGCGGGGGAACGCAGCUGUUGAAGCGGGAGGCGAUGCUAGAUCUGAGUCCGCAGGCGCUCACCGAGGGGAAGAGGAGAGCGGGUGUCCCUUUGGCGCAAGGGCCCGGAGAGGAGGUGGGUCUGGAGGAGCGGAAAGAGGCUGAGAGGGAUCUGGGGGACAGGAAAGUAUGA
Messenger RNA from Dioszegia hungarica, 1605 nucleotides. RefSeq lists its product as uncharacterized. Gene Ontology annotation, molecular function: transmembrane transporter activity. Lineage: Eukaryota; Fungi; Basidiomycota; Tremellomycetes; Tremellales; Bulleribasidiaceae. The record is from RefSeq and is a predicted model, not a curated record. The coding region runs from base 1 to 1605 and encodes 534 amino acids. Gene Ontology annotation, biological process: transmembrane transport. The transcript has 9 exons.